Messenger RNA from Cyprinodon variegatus (sheepshead minnow), 2206 nucleotides. It is a transcript of the gene arrdc1a, whose product is annotated as arrestin domain-containing protein 1-like. NCBI's taxonomy places the organism in Eukaryota, Metazoa, Chordata, Actinopteri, Cyprinodontiformes, Cyprinodontidae. The record is from RefSeq and is a predicted model, not a curated record. Gene Ontology annotation, biological process: protein transport. The transcript is spliced from 8 exons. The coding region runs from base 71 to 1429 and encodes 452 amino acids. Gene Ontology annotation, molecular function: ubiquitin protein ligase binding; ubiquitin-like ligase-substrate adaptor activity. Gene Ontology annotation, cellular component: cytoplasm.
UUAACGAUCAAGGUAAAGCGUUCAGUUUGUUUGCAGUACAGGUGAUCCUCGGUUUCGGUGAGAGGAGAUCAUGGGGAAACUUGAGACGUUCGAGAUUGAGUUUAAAGAUAAAAAAGACUUGUACGUCCCGGGAGAAUCAAUUUCUGGAACCGUGACAGUCAAACUGAACCAGCCGAUCCAAUGCAAAGCCGUGAAAGUGAACUGCAAUGGUUUCUGUGGUAUCACUAGUAAGAUAAAUGACACAGCAUGGACAACAGAGGAGCAGUACUUCAACAACACCCUCUCUGUUUCAGACAAAGGAACCCUGAAACAGGGAGAGCACAAGUUCCCUUUCAAGUUCCUAAUACCAGCCACUGCCCCAACAUCUUUUGAAGGCGUCUAUGGUAAAAUCAUUUACAGAGUGAGGGCAUUCAUCGACACCCCGCGAUUUUCCAAGGACUACAGCACAGAGAUGCCUUUCUACCUGCUAAAAAUUCUCAACUUGAACGAAUUGCCAGAUAUAUGGGGACCUGCUUCCUCUGCAGUAACUCAACAGUUCACCUACAUGCUUGUGAAAACGGGGACGAUCAUUCUGAAGGCCCAAACAGAUAUGAAGGGUUACACACCGGGCCAGAUUAUCAAGCUGUCAGCCAACAUCAGUAACCAGUCCACCAAGACCACAGGCCACAUAGCUGCCAAUCUGAUGCAGAGGGUGACGUAUGAGACAAAGAAGCCAACCUAUGACCUGAAGUCGAUAGUGGAAGUGGAAGGAGGAGCAAUAAAAGGUGGUAGAGAGGUAGAUUGGAAAGAACAAAUCAUCAUUCCUGCCCUCCCUCAGUCAUCACUUGCUGGUUGUGAACUUAUAAAGAUCGAAUACUAUGUCAAGGUCAGCCUAAAGUCUCCUGAAGUUACACUUACAUUACCAAUCCACAUCGGAAAUGUGUCACUUGACAGGAAACUCUGUUCAUCCAAGAAAGAAGUUCCUCCUUCCAAGAAGGAGCUGACAGCCUCUGCGUCGACAUCAGAUGUCCUCCCAUCUUCUUCCAUGCUUACACCAUCACCUCAUAUUGCCCCUAAACCUGCUCCCCGUCCAGCUCCACGCUCCAGGAUUUCCUCCCCCAGCGCGCCUCCGGCUGAUUACCCGUUAAGCACAGAAGCUGGGAACGUGACGAAUGAACACUUUCCAAACAAGCGCCAGUCUCAGCCGGUGUCACCCAAUGGAUUCAGCUAUGCCCCAGGCCUCUUUUUUCCACAGAAUCAACUGCCUAAUGUAUCUGCCACAGCCUCAAGUGGGUCUUCAUUAAGGGGGUCGACAGAGGCCACAGUUCCUUAUCCUUCAGGGAAUUGUGCCCAACCAAGAGCUCAACAUGAUACCCUUCCUCCAGACUAUGGUGCCUUGGCUUAUCCACAAGAAGCCCCUCCUUCCUACACUGAGAGCUGCAAUACAUGAAGUUCAUCAAGAAAACAGAUCCAGGAUAAUAGUUGUGUGAUUUUUAAAGCAUGUACUAUAUGGACACGCAAUCACAAUUUGUUUUACUAUAAAAAAAAAAAUAAUAAUAAAAUAAAAUAAAAAGACAACUAAACACAGGGGGCCAGCGAGCAACCAUGAGCAAAUGUAUGUCUGGAGGGCUAGCUUUGGUCUAUAAUACACUAUGGUUAUUUUUUCUCCAGUUUUUAAUACAUUAUUUUAAAGUGUAAGUUGACUUAUCUCAGUCUCGUAACUCCCUGACAACAUCUAUCAAUACAAUACCUAAAUAGAAUACUUUGAUUUGCAUGUUUGCCUCAGAUGUAUAUUUGUGGGUAACUUGUAAUUUUUUCUUAUAUCGUUAGUUUUACUGUUAAAUCUAGUAGCCUAAGAAACCAAACCUCUUAAUGCCUUUUGUUUUUAGCAGUAAAAUGUUGAAAAUUAUAACCAUGUAAAUGUUCAUGGUUAGUUUUGGACCUUUAUUUUUCUGUUGUUGUUUAAUCUUUAUCAUCAGGUAUGUCUGUUUGCCUUGUGUUCACAAACUUGUGUGUAUUAAUGUCUAGAAUAAUCUAGCAUGAUUUUGAUUUGAGCUUUUAUUUCCCCAUUACUAAUAUGAUUUCUAUUUACAUCAGUGCAGAUAUAUUGCUUUCCUGGUAAAAUCCAGCAGACUCUAUAUUUAUUUAUUUUAUCUUGCUGCUGUCGUUGUUUUAAUAAACCAAAUAUAAAUAAAGUGUUGCUAAUCUUUCCUCCAACUUCUAAUUU